Molecule: messenger RNA, 1217 nt
Organism: Hydractinia symbiolongicarpus
Lineage: Eukaryota; Metazoa; Cnidaria; Hydrozoa; Anthoathecata; Hydractiniidae
Product: 26S proteasome non-ATPase regulatory subunit 7-like
Exons: 7
Coding region: 16-972 (318 amino acids)
Biological process (GO): proteasome-mediated ubiquitin-dependent protein catabolic process
Cellular component (GO): proteasome complex; proteasome regulatory particle
Molecular function (GO): metallopeptidase activity; protein binding
Source: RefSeq, a predicted model, not a curated record
UUUAAGCAAGAAAAAAUGUCAUCCAGUGAAAUUGAAAAAGUUGUGGUGCAUCCACUUGUAUUACUUAGCGUGGUUGAUCACUUUAAUCGAAUGUCAAAAGUUGGCAACCAAAAGCGAGUUGCAGGUGUUCUUCUUGGUUCAGUACGUAAUAAAAUUCUUGAUGUUGCAAACAGUUUUGCAGUUCCGUUUGAUGAAGAUGACAAAGAUGCCAGUGUGUGGUAUUUGGAUCACGAUUACUUAGAAAAUAUGGCUGCCAUGUUUAAGAAAGUCAAUGCUAAAGAACGCGUUGUUGGUUGGUAUCAUACUGGACCGAAACUUCAUCCUAAUGAUAUUAGAAUUAAUGAGUUGAUAAGAAGGUUUAAUGCGAAUUCUGUUUUGGUUGUAAUAGAUGCAAAACCAAAAGAUCUCGGCCUGCCAACAGAAGCAUAUAUAGCAAUUGAAGAAGUUCACGAUGAUGGCACUCCGACAUCAAAAACAUUUGAACAUAUACCGAGUGAGAUUGGUGCAGAAGAAGCUGAAGAGGUCGGUGUAGAGCAUCUUUUGAGGGACAUACGGAAUGUGACGGUUGGUACGUUAUCUCAACGCAUAACCAAUCAAGUAUCAUCACUUAAAGGUCUUCAUCAGCACUUGCAAGACAUUUACGCGUACUUGGAGCAAGUCAUCAGCGGUAAAUUACCAACUAAUCACACGAUAAUGUAUCAUUUGCAAGAUAUCUUUAACCUCUUACCCAAUCUCAAUGUGGACGAGUUCAUUAGGUCGAUCACAGUGAAAACGAAUGACCAAAUGGUCGUCAUUUAUCUCGCUUCCAUGAUCCGUGCAAUCAUUGCGUUGCACAAUCUCAUCAAUAACAAAGUUCAAAAUAAAGAUUUAGAGAAAGAAAAAGAAGAAGGUAAAAAGAGUAGUAAAGAAGAGAAAAAAGACGAAACAAAGGACAAUAAAGAAAAAACGAAAAAGGAAAACAAAAAAACUUAACAAGUUAACAAAUUUAUUAUUUAAUAAGUUUUCGCUCUUACUAUGGCUAAUUUUUAAAAUCCUCAGUAAAAAAAAAAAAAAUAAUCAAUUUUUAUUCGAUUCUUCGUCGGUUCUGUGAACAGGUACUCUGUUCUUAAGUAAGUGAGAAGGUAUACAGUAACUGGCUUGUCGUUUUAAAAGGGUUUUGUUACCGAAAUAAUGCUCUGUAAGUUAUUUGUUUUCUAUCAACAUAGAAACAGAAACCA